Molecule: messenger RNA, 856 nt
Organism: Abrus precatorius (Indian licorice)
Lineage: Eukaryota; Viridiplantae; Streptophyta; Magnoliopsida; Fabales; Fabaceae
Product: copper transport protein CCH-like
Exons: 3
Coding region: 151-381 (76 amino acids)
Molecular function (GO): metal ion binding
Source: RefSeq, a predicted model, not a curated record
UUAUUCAUAUAAAUAUGGUUGCAAUUUCAUGUCACACUUAACCUAGGACAUUAAAACCACCUUGCACUUUUAUUUUCUUCUUCUUGCUCCUCACCUUUGUUGAGGUUUGUGACGUUUUAUACCAAUUUUCCAAUCAUAGAGUCAAUUAGAAUGGCGAAUGUGGUGGAAGUGAAGGUUGGUUUACACUGUGACGAGUGUAUCAAGAAAAUUCUCAAGGCCAUCAAGAAGAUUGAAGAUAUUGAGACAUAUAAUGUGGACAAACAGCUGAACAAGGUCAUCGUUACAGGCAAUGUCACAAAGGAAGAAGUGAUUAGAGUUCUUCAAAAGAUUGGGAAGAAUGCAACCCCGUGGGAAGAAUUUCAAGCCCAACCCAAUUGUUGAACUAACGAUUCCAUUAUUUCAAGUUACUACGUAGCCUUUUAAGUUUUAUUUCCCUACGAAACAUUUUAGUUAUGCUUAUGAGAUUAUGGUACCACGCACGAUAUGAAAUUCUAUCAUCUAUGUAGAGUUUGUAGAGGUAUACGUCAGUUUUGUAAUUCUUGACAUUUAUCACCGAAUUAAAACAUCUCUGAUGGAGAGGCAUUGGAUGAAAUGAUAGAUUAAUAAAAAGAAGGAUUCUGUUUAUUUGCUUACUUAGCAUAAUUUGAGUAGUUAUGAUUUGUCUUAGGACUUAUCCUAAACAAACUGAAUGGAAGCAUGUUUUCAUGUUAUUUUUUGGGUGUGUUACAUGAUAAAUACUAAUGGUGAUAGUUGUCUUUACAUGCACAUCAUAUUCCUCGUAUCUCUAUUUAUACUAUUAUAUCUCAAGUAUUACUAGAGUGAAAACAAAGCAGGAAGAACUGAAUUUGCGAUGUAU